CCCUCCCUCCCUCCCUCCCUCCCCUCUCUCUCUCUCUCCUCUCUCUCCCUCGCUCGAUCCGCCGCUCACUUCUGUCUCAAUAUGUCUCAAGAUGGCGGCCAAUGUGGGAUCGAUGUUUCAAUAUUGGAAGCGCUUUGAUUUACAGCAGCUGCAGGUCAGGCUCCGGGGUCCGCUCGCGGAGGGAGCUUGAUGCCACAGCGACAGUGUUGGCAAACCGCCAAGAUGAAAGUGAACAAUCAAGAAAGAAGCUUAUUGAACAAAGCCGUGAGUUCAAGAAAAACACUCCAGAGGACCUGCGCAAACAGGUAGCUCCACUACUGAAAAGUUUCCAGGGCGAGAUUGAUGCUUUGGGCAAAAGAAGCAAAGAAGCCGAGGCAGCAUUCUUGAAUGUCUACAAGAGAUUAAUUGAUGUUCCAGAUCCCGUACCAGCUCUGGAUCUGGGGCAGCAGCUCCAGCUGAAAGUCCAGCGCAUGCACGAUAUUGAAACAGAGAACCAGAAACUUAGAGAAACGCUUGAGGAGUACAACAAAGAAUUUGCAGAAGUGAAAAAUCAAGAGGUGACAAUAAAAGCACUUAAAGAGAAAAUCCGGGAAUAUGAGCAGACCCUGAAGAACCAAGCGGAGAACAUUGCUCUUGAAAAGGAACAAAAGUUGCAGAAUGACUUUGCUGAGAAAGAAAGAAUGUUGCAAGAGACGCAGGUUUCGACAGCCUCAAAGCUGGAGGAGGCUGAGCACAAAGUGCAAACGUUGCAAACAGCCUUGGAAAAGACACGGACAGAGUUAUUUGACCUGAAGACAAAAUAUGAUGAGGAAACAACGGCAAAGUCUGAUGAAAUUGAGAUUAUCAUGACAGACCUUGAAAGAGCAAAUCAGAGAGCAGAGGUAGCUCAAAGAGAAGCCGAAUCCCUGAGGGAGCAGCUCUCAUCCGCUAACAAAUCUCUCCAGCUAGCUACUCAGAUCCAGAAAGCACCCGAUGUGGAGCAGGCCAUCGAGGUGCUGACAAGAUCCAGCUUGGAAGUAGAACUUGCUGCAAAAGAGCGUGAAAUCGCUCAGCUGGUAGAAGAUGUGCAGAGACUCCAAGGCAGCCUCACCAAGCUCCGGGAAAACUCCACCAGCCAGAUCUCUCAGCUUGAGCAGCAGCUGACCGCCAAGAACAGCACACUCAAACAACUGGAAGAAAAAUUGAAGGUGCAAGCUGACUAUGACGAGGUUAAGAAAGAAUUAAACAUCUUGAAGUCCAUGGAGUUUGCACCCUCUGAUGGCUCCAGCACACAGGAUGCUGCAUCCAAACCGCUGGAAGUCCUGCUGCUGGAAAAGAACCGCCUGCUACAAUCGGAGAACGCCACGCUCCGUAUCACAAACAGUGACCUGAGCGGGUCAGCCAGGAGAAAAGGGAAAGACCAGCCUGAGAGUCAGCGUCCUGCAACCUUGCCGGCCUCCCCUCCUCCUCAGUUGCCCCGCAAUGCAGGGGAGCAGGCUUCCAAUACUAAUGGUACACAUCAGUUCUCACCAACGGGUUUAAGUCAAGACUUUUUCAGCUCAUCCUUGGCAAGCUCCGGCUUACCCCUGGCUUCUACAGGAAAAUUUGCACUAAACUCUCUCCUCCAGCGCCAGCUUAUGCAGUCCUUCUACUCCAAGGCAAUGCAGGAAGCAGGAAGCACAAGCAUGAUUUUUUCAGCAGGUCCCUACAGCACAAACUCCAUAUCUUCCCAAAGCCCCUUGCAACAAAGCCCGGAUGUCAACGGCAUGGCCCCGUCCCCCAGCCAGUCCGAAAGCACUGGCAGCGCCUCGGAAGGCGAGGAGAUUGACACGGCCGAAAUUGCACGUCAGGUCAAAGAGCAGUUGAUCAAGCACAAUAUUGGACAGCGGAUCUUUGGACACUAUGUCUUGGGGCUCUCGCAAGGCUCCGUCAGCGAGAUCCUGGCUCGGCCCAAGCCUUGGAACAAGCUCACGGUGAGAGGCAAGGAACCAUUCCACAAGAUGAAGCAGUUCCUGUCGGACGAGCAGAACAUCUUGGCGUUGCGCAGCAUCCAGGGAAGGCAAAGAGAGAAUCCAGGCCAGAACCUGAACAGGCUAUUUCAGGAAGUACCGAAACGAAGAAAUGGGUCGGAAGGUAACAUCACCACAAGAAUCCGAGCCACAGAGGCAGGCUCUGAUGAAGCUAUCAAAUCCAUCCUAGAGCAAGCAAAAAGGGAGCUGCAGGUACAGAAAACAGCUGAGCCGGCUCAGCCACCUUCCACCUCGAGCACUGGUGGAUCCGACGAUGCCAUCCGCUCCAUUCUGCAGCAAGCCCGGCGAGAGAUGGAAGCGCAGCAGGCCGCCCUCGAACCUGCCUUAAAAGCAACCCCUCUGUCCCAAGCCGAGAUCUCCAUCUUGUCCCCAAAACUGGUCCCCGCGCCCGCCAUUUCUUCGGUCGCCAGUUAUUCCCCCCUGGCCAUGUCCUUGAAGAAGCACUCGUCAUCUGUGGAUUCCAGCAUCUCCUCCCUGCAGACUCUCUCUGGUCUGAAGAAGGAGGUUCAAGAGACCCCCAUCCUGGACCUCCACGGGAUGUCUGAUUCAACGCAAGGGGUGCUGAGGCACGUUAAAAAUGAACUGGGGCGCAGCGGGGUGUGGAAGGACCACUGGUGGAACACUGUGCAGCCUGACAGAAGGAAUGCCGCCCCUCCAGAUGACCCCAAAGUGGAGGAAACCACCAGCGGGAAGGAGAAGGCCAGCAGCCAAUCUCGGUCAGACCGUAACCAGCAGCUUCAAGGGCCUUCCUCUUCGGACUACUGGAAAGAGUGGCCCAACGCGGAGUCACCCUAUUCCCAGAGCUCUGAACUAAGUGUGACAGGGGCGAGCCGCAGUGAGACGCCGCAGAACAGCCCCCUCCCUUCCUCCCCCAUUGUCUCUUUAGCAAAGCCAUCUAAACCUUCCGUUCCUCCAUUGACCCCCGAGCAGUAUGAGAUUUAUAUGUACCAGGAAGUGGAUACAAUAGAGCUAACCCGUCAGGUCAAAGAGAAGCUAGCGAAGAACGGCAUCUGCCAAAGGAUAUUUGGGGAAAAGGUGCUGGGCCUCUCCCAGGGCAGCGUCAGUGACAUGCUGUCCCGGCCAAAGCCAUGGAGCAAGUUGACGCAGAAAGGCCGCGAGCCAUUCAUCCGCAUGCAGCUCUGGCUAAACGGUGAACUGGGGCAGGGAGUCUUGCCAUCCCAAGGGCAGCCCCAAGGCCAGGUUCUUCACUCUGUGUCAUCACUGCAAGAUUCCCUUCAGCAGGGAUGCGCAAGCUCAGAAAGCACCCCAAAGACAUCUGCCAGUUGCAGUCCUGCUCCUGAGUCCCCUAUGAGCUCCAGCGAAUCUGUGAAGAGCCUUACGGAACUGGUCCAGCAGCCGUGUCCUGCCAUAGAGACAAGUAAGGAGGGCAAGCUGCAGGAGUCGAGUGAGGCGUCUGCUUCAGAGUCGCAGUCCACAACGCCAUUGCCCCUCUCUGGCCAUUCAUCACUCAGCAUUCAAGAAUUGGUCGCUAUGUCACCAGAACUGGAUACCUACGGCAUCACAAAGCGGGUCAAAGAGGUGCUCACAGACAACAACCUGGCGUGGCUGACAAGCCUAAAACGCAGCAGAAGAGGCAAGAAAUGUACCCCAAACCUUGCAUUAGGUCAGCGUCUGUUUGGGGAGACAAUCCUGGGGCUAACACAAGGUUCAGUCUCAGAUCUGCUGGCGCGUCCCAAGCCCUGGCACAAGCUGAGCUUGAAGGGCCGGGAGCCGUUUGUUCGCAUGCAGCUAUGGCUCAACGAUCCCAACAACGUGGAGAAGUUGAUGGACAUGAAACGCAUGGAAAAGAAAGCGUACAUGAAACGAAGGCACAGCUCGGUCAGCGACAGCCAGCCUUCAGAGUCUUCUUCGGCAGGCAUCGAUUACAGCCAGGGGGCCAGUCCACAGCCGCAGCAUCAGCUAAAGAAGCCGCGAGUCGUGUUGGCCCCAGAAGAGAAAGAAGCUCUGAAGCGAGCCUAUCAGCAAAAGCCAUACCCAUCACCAAAAACCAUUGAGGAGCUCGCCACACAGCUCAACUUGAAGACCAGCACCGUCAUUAAUUGGUUCCACAAUUACAGGUCUCGCAUUCGCCGAGAGCUCUUUAUCGAAGAAAUCCAAGCAGGAGGCCAGAGCCAGGCUGGGUCCAGCGACUCUCCUUCAGCCAGAAGCAGCCGGGCAGUUCACAGCUCCGAAGGAGACAGUUGUGAUGGGGUGGACACGGAGGGCCCGCCCGACGGGAAGCCGGCUGGAAGUCGCCUGGAAGCCGACGAGUACAGCAGCAACACAACCACAAAGUCUCAGGGAGGGCGAGCAGCGUCAGCUUUCAAUGCAGGGGAAGAGGCACUGCGAGACGCCGGAUCUUCGGAGAAGACAGAGACAUUCCACUUGGGGACGGAGAGCCUGGACGACACCGACGAUGAGGGGAGGCUCCGAGCGCCGCGUCUGAGUUCUCCGCCGGGCUCCCUACAUUCAGGAGAAACUCUGGAGACGACGCCAAACUCUGCUCCAGAAGAGGAUGCCUCUACCUCAACUGCCUCCACCUUGCUCCUUACAGGGGAGAGCUCCUGCAAGGCCGCAGGGGAACGUGUGGAGAAAAUUCCCAUUGUGCCAAGUACCAGCUCCACGCCAGCCACCAACUCCCUCCAGACCCUGUUCGGCUUCUCCGAGGCGGUUUGCUCGAAGAACACGCGGGACAACACCUUGAGGAAAAAGAAGGCAGCGAAUUUGAACAGCAUAAUCCACCGCCUAGAGAAGGCCGCAAGUCGAGAGGAGCCCGUGGAGUGGGAGUUUUGAGAUUAAGCUCACCCAACUCUGAGGAGCUGGGGAAGUAAAACAAAAAACACACACACACAAAAAACACUUGGACCUCUUCUGGUUUUAAUUGUGUCCCGCACUUACAGCCCUGCAGGCCACGGGGCAAAAAUGCCAUAGGCCAAGGUGCAUAUAGAGAACGAAAGGAGCGUUUCAGCCCAGUUUUAUGUUUGUGUUUUCAAGGACGAAAACUGAAAAUCUGUAGUCGAGCUUUUUGUACCCCGAAGUGUUUCUAUUAAUUGCCCUAAAGUGAUUUUCCACAGUUUCUGGGGAAGAAAAAAAAACUCAUACAGCUUUUGCCUUCUGCCCUCCUCUUUGGUGUGGGCUUUAAAACAAAAAAAAAUUAUAUACAAACAAGAAGAAGAAAAAUUUAAACCCACAUAUUUAAAAGGGGGGCUUUUUAUCCGCCAUCUAAUGGCUAAACAGAGCGAUAAUAAUACACUAUUAUCUUCUUUAAGCAGGAAAACCGAAAAAAGAUGGAAGGGGAGAUUUUUUGAGAAAAAGAAAAAAAAGGUUUUUUGUAGCUGUUCAGUUGCCACUAAGAGAUUGCACAGUCAACCCGACUCUAAACACACUAGUUUGAAUUCCUAAAUAUUUUCAAGAAAAGAAUAUUGUUUAAAACUUGGGAUUUAAAAAAAAUACACAUUUACUCCUCGUAUUUUUUAAACAAAAGAGAAAAGUCACAUCAGGAAAAUAUCUUAAUUUGUGGUAGCUGACUUCAGUGUUUUUCUUGUAAAGUGGAAUAGAGAAUUGACUUGUAGUGCACAUCGUUUCAUAGCUUUAACCAAUUCUGGUCUCUUUAUGGGCUGGGAUUUGUUUAAUACACUCCAUUUUAGGCCAAAUCAGGACAGAAAAAGGAAGAAAUCUGAAGAAAAAAAUCUGAAAUCUAGGUAUUUUAUAAUCUGCUUUUUAACCUCUAACCACAGAGCACGCAGAUCAGACCUCAUUUCUAGGAGGUGUGGGAGACAGCUUGGAAUGGGUACUUGAUCGGAUCAGUUUGAAUUGCGUCAUGCCAGCCUUGCAAAUCAGUUCCAAGUCCUCAGCCUGCCUAGUCACACAUGCCUACAUUAGUCAUUUGCGCCCUAUGGGAAAAGAACCACCAGCUUUUGAAAGAAAUUAGCUCACUUGGUUGCAGACAGGUGGGUGUCAUAAUGAGCCUACGUUAUACGUAGUACCUUGGCAGGGUGGUGGUGUUGACUAGAAGGAUGGAAGCGUUUGGCUGAUACCACUUUGGGAAGUGUCGAGGUGCAUCUUGCAGUGAGAAGCACUUAGAACAUGAGUGGAAAGCCUGUAGCCCUUGAGUUGAUGUUUGACUACAACUCCCACCAACCCUGUCCAUUGACCAUGCCAGGUGGGGCUGAUGGGAGUCCAGCAACAUCUGAAGGGCAAUGGGUUCCCCACUCCUGACUUACAAUGAGCUGUCUUGAUGGCAGGCGGUGAGAUCAGUCACUGGGCACUUUCUUGUUCUCACAUCCCACUAAGAUAGAAAAGGACCUUUCAGCACCCUUAACUAAUUGGUUAAUCACUGGCUGUGGUCCUACAGCAAGCACUGAUUUCUCUUUUAAGUUUCAGUUGUGGGAUUACCAUUAUUAUUAUUACCAUCCUUUUAUGGCGGGGCGUGUCCUCAUUAACAAAAAGAGGAAAGGCUUGCAGGAAGAGCCCGUGGCAUUCGGUAAUCACAACGAAAACCACGGAACACCUAACCAAGACAUGCUCAGAGGCAUGGCGCCCAUCGCAAUUGUCAGCUCCUCCACUUGUUUUGCAAAAGCUGCAAGGCCGAUCAAAGUACAAAAUCAAAUUUCCAAAUUGUCUCUGACGCCUCCUGUUGUCUAUGUGUAUAUGCGUGAGCAUAGAGCCGUGUGGAAAGCCGAGUGUGUGCGUGAGUGUGUGUGCAAUUUUAUACGUCUGUAUUUUCUUACGUACUUCUUGCACGCAUAGAGUGCAUUACUGCCACCUUUUUUCAAUAAGCUGUUUUAUCAGUUACGGCUUCUACAAGUUUGCUGAUUUAGACUCCUUUAUUGCCAUAUCUUUAAAACUAACGAUAGACAAUUUCGGUAUAUAUAUAUUAUUUUUGCUUAUUUAUAGGUGCUGUAUUUUAUUAUCUGAUUGUUAGGGAUGAAAGGGGGCAAAUAUUCUUUAGAGGGAUAGACUGCCGGCAGUAUUGGGUAUAAUUUACAAGAUGUAGUUGUCAUACUGUAUAUUAUUGACAGACUUUUUCUUUUCUUUUCUUUCGUUUUUUUGGGUCCGUAUUGUGUAUCAUGGAAAACUUUGUCUUAGGUCAACAUCUUUUGAUGACACUUUAAUGGUGCAUUCAUUGCUUCUUAAGUUCUAAUUAAUAUUUUUUUCUUUGUGAUAUGGGGAGGGGGGGAGGUAUUCUGAGUUUUAAAAAUGUGUUCCCAACAUUACACCUCAACAUGCUUGAAGUUCAUUAGAAAUUGAUAUGGGGGGAGGGGCUAUAAGAUGUGAAACCACCUUCCUUGCACGUGUUUUCUUUUAAAAAGGCAAUUGUGUAUUUUGGAGUCUCUCUUCAAGGAUUGACAGCAGCACUUAGUUCAGAUCUUCUCAAAUUUAAAUGUUUGGUAGCUUUAAAAGAAAAAAAAUGCCUUUUCAUGGCCCAGGACGAAGGCUCUAGGAGGCUGCAAGGCAGGCUUGCUUCUUGCUGUUAAUUUUAUAAUUUCAUAAGCGUUUUGAGGGUCCGAAUGUUGGAGCUGGAGGUCCACCGACAGCUCCUGGUUUGUUCCAUGAUGAUCUGAGGAGACGUAUUUGCAAAAAUUGUGGCUGAUAUGAGAAUCUGGGCAGCAGAGAAAGCCCAGCUGUUCCAGAAGAAAAUCUGGAGAAGUAAAUAAGCGCUGGUGAUUCUUGACGUGGGCAUAAUCACCCUUUCCUAGCAGAUAAACCUUCUGCUGUUGGCACAUACAUGAAGGCUGUGGUACAGCGGCUCUUAACAUAUGCAUGGAAUUUUGCGUAAGCAUAUCAGAGUGGGACUCGUGACUAAGGGGUUGCUCGGCAUCUGACGUGAGAAUUCCCCACUUGCUUCUCAAAACAGGAUCUGCUUCUCUUUUUCAAAUCUUCCUGCCAGCUUACCCCGCUUCACUUUUAUCAGGGCCAAGCGUCUGAGUCGAUGAAGGAAUCCAUUCUUGCCUUCAGAUGUUUGUAUCUUUUCUUACAGCAAUAGAUCUCCCCUUCUGUUGUUUCCUCCCCUCCCAGAUAGAUAUGAGGAUGCUUGCUGCCGUCAGGGCCCCAUGAUUUGAUGCCUCCCCAUGGAAACCUGCAUCCCAUAACGUUGUUACUGUACUUGUGUGGUUUAGAGCAUGCCCUAGCCGAGCAGUCAGAGUUCUGCCACCCAUCCUGAUAAGCAAUAUUGAAGUGCCUUGAAAUAACAGAAUUCUGGUUGACUUUCACGUGCUGUGCUUCUCCCCUCCCCGCCCUGGUGCCUGUGGAGCAUAUUGUAAAUAUUGUGUAACCUUCUCUUUCCUUUUUUCCUCCCUAGGCCCAAGCAGAUCUGUCUCGUGUAACCCUCCCCAUCUAGAAGCAAAGCUUGCUUUAGGGCAGGUGGUUCAUUACAAGGACCCUUAUUCACACAACUGAAGCACUCUUAGGCCAAAUCAAAGAUGUUGCCGCUCUGCCAGCAGCUGCAAAUUUGAAGCAGGAAAGCGCUUGAGAUUCAGUAUAUUUUUGGCACUGUAUUGUCAUUUUGGUUCCUUCCAUUGUUUCUGUUUUGGCUUUGAAGGGAAAGGCUAACAUAGUGGCAUGGACUCACUAGAGAGAUUCCCCCGAAAGAAUCAUCUGUGCAUGUCCUUCUCCAUCCAAAAUCUGAUUCUUGGCAAGAAGAUUUUGACUGGCUUUUCCAAUUAGUUCUCAACUAGGCUUGGUUGGAUUUGGGUCCUAGCGAAGUGUGCCAUUUGCAAUUCGGUUUUCAGUCUUGGGAAAUCUAGCAUAACAGCCCCACUCCUGGCUGGCAAGUUCAUUGCAGCGCAAAGGAUUACAAACCAGUAGCUGUUAGUCACGGUGGUGAAAAACUACAUUAAGAAGUCACAUUUCAGCAAGUUUAGUUCUGUAUUGUACAGCACCUCAUGCAUAGGCGCUUUCCCCGGUACUUUCUUUUACAGCAAACUCCUGGCAAUUUUAUUUUUAUGGCUGAAGCCUACUGCCAUGCAGUAGUUCCCUGCCAGCCAGCCCCGCUCCGCCCAAAAUGGGAAAAUAUUCUAGAGACUUUUAACGGAAGGGCCAUAGCUCAGUGAGGAAGUACAUUUCCAAUCUGUGCUACAGAAAACCCUGCCUUUGGAGGAAAUCUACAUUGGGAAUACCAAUUAUGGCAGGCAAGUUUCCCACAUGAACUAAGGCUAUGCCCAGAGCCCAUCCAGAAUCGUUGACACGAUUCGUCUGGCAUUGCAUGGAUUAUUAUGCAACGUGGGAGCCCCAAAGGUGGAGACAGCAGCUCACGCUACUUAGUAAGCCACAUCGCACUACUGAGAAUAAUUCCAGUUUGCCAACAAAGUUUGGACAGUUGUGGAAGGCGUCCAGUAGGGGAGAAUGAACACCAACCACUGCCUUCAUGGCCCUUUCUUUCCAAGAUGGUGAAAUUCACCUAAAAGGAAAGCUUUCUCAGGUGCUGUUUUUCUGAGCAAAUGUAUUUUUUUUUCUCACCCCUGUAAAGGGGGGGGGAAUGUAGCCCUCUUUGCAAAUGCUUUUGGGAGAAAUAGAGCUGUGUAUAUCUGGCCUCUUGAAAUUCUUCACAGCUCUACUUUUGCAAAAGGCAUUUGCAGAGAGGGCUUCAUUUGCUUCCAAAUUCUCUGUUCAUUUCCACAAGCGACUCCUUGUAUGCGUAGACAACUUUUAAUAACAUGCAUGAGGUGGAGCACUUAGCAGUCCCAGUGAGAGAGGGCAGAGCAGCUUUGGGUUCUGAGUUUGUGGAAAUGAGCUGAUCCUAUGAAUGCUUUAUCAAAAGUAAGUGCCACUGACUUCAAUGUGACUCGGCCCAGAGCCGGCCCUACCAUUAGACAGAGUGUGGCAACUACCUUGGGCAGCGGAAGCUGGGAGACGGAGAGCAGCAGCAGCAGCAGCAAGUUUUGUGUACCAUGCAACCUGACCUGUGUCUCCAAAGCUGCCCUCAGGUGAGGCUGGACUAGAUGACCCUUCCAACUCUUUGAUUCUAUGAGAGGGUGCCACCCCAUUGCCAGUGUUGAAGUAAGAUGCAGCUGACUGGGCAACUUCCGUGCUUGGAAAGGUUGGGAGGUGCACCACCUUGUCCUUCCCACACCACACAUUGUAUUGAGCCAGGACUGGACUUGCUCCCAAGGAAGUGUGCAUUGGACUGUAGUUUUUAAUCACAGCACCAAAGGGGGACGGAUUCCACACCCAGAGCCCUUCACAUAAUGUUUGGUAUUAUUUGUCAACUGUCGUAUUGACCCACGUUUCCAAAGCAUGCUGGCAUUGACUUGCAAAUCAAUUUAUCUCAGAGGAGGAACACUAACCUGCAGCCCUGAAAGAUCAAACUAACUUGCCUUCUUGCAGGUAGGCAGCUGACUUAACGGGGCUCCACAUAAGGGGUGUGAGGACAUCAGGAAGAAUGUGGGAAAUUUAGUACCUCUUUGGUUCUAUGCACCAUAGUUAGACCCCUAUUUACUGACACCUCCUUAGAUGAGGUGCAGAUUGGCCCAGCUCUUCCUGUGUUUGCCUGGGCUGAGGCCUGGAAGAGCCCGUUUCUGCAAACACCUCAAAGGCCUUGCUACCUGGCCAGCAAUAAGAGUUAGAAAUUUCUAAAUUUGAGGUUGAUAAUUUUGAUAAACUGUAGUUAAAACACAACCGUUGGAUAUUUUUAAAAGACAAAUUAAUCAGUACACAGCUCCUGAAGAAGAACUGACUGAGUAAACUUCCCAGACGAACAGUUGCAGGACAAAGGUACUUUUAACCUCAAUUCCAGUUACAUUUUGACCAUACAUCUUCGUUAAAAGCCACUCCCUACCUUUAGAUCGAAGGAGCUCCAAAAUAAGAAAGGCAGUCCUUUUCUGUGUGUGGCUGUUGAGAGAAAAAUAUGCAAUAGAUGCCCUUCAAAAAUAUGCAAUAGAUGCCCUUGCGAUUUAAAAGGAUUCCCCUGCUUUUUUUGUGCAGACUUCUGAAAGAAAAACUGAACAGCAAAGAAAUCUCACCCUUAGCUUAAGUGUUAAUCAAAUCAGAUAAAGGAAAGAGAAAAAAAGUAUUAGAAUAACAUCACGGAGAGCUGCUUCUUUUCAAAAUGUAUUCUCUACCAGCAUUGCAGCAAUCAGAGGUCACCGCAGUUCUGUCUCUCGUGCUCCAUUUCAAAAGCCCCCAAUACUGUCAAAUUUUGGCAGUUCAGAGUUGGGGAAAUCCUUAGGAAAACACCCAAGGAAGUUGUUUUGUUUCAGAGUCUUGGGCUGCAGUUGAGAACCUUUCUGAGCACUAGGGGGUGAUGGCAGGUGGAAUGGUGUUCACACCUCCUUGAUGAUGUCCACGACCACUUAGAUGCCCAAGACCACUGUUGAAGCCGGUUAGCUGAUGCCACACCGCUGCUCAAAACUAAAAUAUUUCUGUACUCCCUUGCUUUCCAAGAAAUGCAUUGGAUGAUGUGAGACUCUGCCUGGAGCAGAAUCACCUUGAGUUCAGAUACUUUAUGAGCAAAUGCAAGAAAUUGUCAACAUCAGCAAUGCAUGCUUUUAUUCUUAUUAUUAUUGGGACCUAAAAUUUCCAAUUUGGCCUCCUCAUCCUAUUUGAAGACAGGUAGGUAGCCGUGUUGGUCUGGGUCGAAGUAAAAUAAAAAAAUUCUUUCAGUAGCACCUUAAAGACCAACUAAGUUUUUAUUUUGGUAUGAGCUUUCGUGUGCAUGCACACUUCUUCAGAUACAUUUUAAAAAGAAGCAGCUAUUUGAAGACAAUGAGGGAGGCUUCUUAAGAUGGGAGGCUGCUAGGUGCCACUGCCAACCAUACUGGGUUGAAUCGGAUGGGUGCCCUGCCCUGUAGGUGUCCCCAGCUCAAAGAAUGCUUCCUGGAGCAAGAAGAACCUUUCUAGCCCUGGAGCAAGAAAGGCAAAGCAGUGAGGAACCAGCUUCGUACACAAGCAGGGGGCUCGGGAACUGCUAUGGACACUAUCACAGCACUUGCUUAAACAGACCAGGUUUGUGGACCAGCGCUAGCUGCUCUCCCUCCUCCUGUGCACAGCUCUAUGCAUCCAACCCCUUGUAUUCUGGGUAGUGCUAAAUGCAUCCCAGGCCAGCUACAUUGUGAACACUGUCCAGGCCUGUACAAGGAGAACAGCUCUCCUGUCGGUCUCCUGUGGACUAGAACUUCCUGUGGGUUGCAUCCAGGAGGUCUUCUCUCUCCAAGGUUAGUUAUGAGAGGAGCAGCAGCCUUACACCAAUGGACAAGGCUACCUCCAUUUCCUCCACAGGACUAGCAGAUUGCUGGUGCCUUAUGUUUCAGGCGCCACUAAGCACUUAAUUAUAUCGCGUGGAAACAAUCCGUUGAAAUAAAGUAGUGGAGUGAUGUUUUUAAGCCACACACCCAGUUGUUGGGACUUUUUAAGAAAUUAGGUUCUUUAUAACUCAGUUGUACGUUGCUGGGACUUUUUAAUGCCAUUAACUUGCUGGUGCAUUGAUCUAGUAGCCGUUUGCCACCGUUUGUAGUGAAACCAAAAUUCCUCCCAUCUUGUGCAGAAUGCCAAAUAUUUUAGUUGCCACUUUACAUGUUUGCUUCCGUUUUCUGAGGUGUUCUCGCUUUCCACGUUAAGCAAUCCCUCUGCGCAAAAGUCAGCCUCGGAAGGGGUGACAUGCGAAGAUCUGCUCCUCAUUGCAUGUUUGCUUUCCUUCCUUGUCCUUUCUCUAAUGAGAAGGUGGAGGCUGCAACUUUAAGUAAGCUCCACUCCCAGGUCUAUAUAAUCCUAUGUGCCCAAAGGCUGUUGUGGAAUACUUACCUGGGAGUAAGUCCCACUGGACCCAGGAGUGCUGGCUUCUGAGCAGGAAUACAUAGGGUGCCGCCAGUCUGAUCCAAUGAGUCACUUCUUUUGGUGACCUGUGAUCUGAAUGCCUAGUCUAGCACUCCACUGAAGAAGAAUCCCAAGGCUCUCCGUGAGCCCAACAACUCCUAUUGCAGCCCACUCUAAAGAUUAUUUAAUUGUGGACCUUCGCAUCUUAGAAAAGUAUAACACAAGCACACUUAAAAGUGGCUAGCACCCGGGGCUGAAAUUGUUGAAGUAAUAAGUUUCAUAAUGAAGAAAUUAAUUAGUUUAAUUAAUUUAAAAGCUACACACGCCCCCAAAAUCAAUUUUUUAGUCUGGAAGGGAAGCCUGUACUCCUGGAUCUGCUACAAACUGAGUACCAUGCAGUUCACAGACUUCACAACUGCAUACAUGAGGGCUCCAUGUGCUCAAGGGCAUCUUUCAUUUAUGUAUUAAGAUUUCCAAAAAGGACCUUGAUAAGCAUGCAUGGAAGCCAGCAGCGAGAGCACAUACGCUUCAAAUAGUUUUCAAAGCAAUAGCCUGUCUUACUUUAGUCAACAGUCAUUACCGAAAUACUGAAGUCAUCCUGUUUUAAUUGGAAAUUAAUUGGUUAAAUUCAGAAAUAUUCAUUUACUUAAACCCCUUAAUCAGUUUGCUAUCCUUGUUACUCCAGUGAAAACAUAAUAUAUUUAGUUGCAUGGAUCAUUUCUGAUUGCAUAUAGAAUGAGUUGCCUAACUCCUGUCAUUCUUGCAGGGUUCAACCAUUUACUUACCUUUUAAAAAACAAGAUUCAUUAUACAACCUACUUCCUCAAACAACUCCAAAUGAACAUGGCUGGGAUCAACGCAACUUACCCAAAAUGUAGGUCUUUGAACAGCCUUGAAUGGCCAGCAGUUAAACCUGGGCAUGCACAAACUGUUCCACGUCUUGGGCACACAACGCUUAAGCCUGAAUAAGAGUCUUCAAUGGAUUGGAAAACAUGCAGUGCUUUUUAUCAAGCAAGAGAGGGUUUUGCGCAAACUGCAUAGCAAAAUCGGGAUAUAAAUGUGAAGAACAGGGCAUAUAUCUUUGGUAAUGGCCAGCCCACUUCCUAUCAGGACUGCCCAUCUUCAUUUUCCACUCUUAUGAAACUGCUGAAAUAAACACAAGCGCUUGGGGGCACCUUGAAUUUGCAGUGUGGUUGCAUGCAUUUUCUUAUAUGAGCAUGUGAAGUUGCCUGCAGCCUGCCAGCCACUUGUGCCACCAUCUUUUAAGGCAGUGUUUCUCAACCAGUGUGCCUCCAGAUGUUUUGGGACUACAACUCCCAUCAUCCCUAGCUAGCUAGCAAGACCAGUGGUCAGGAAU
Messenger RNA from Zootoca vivipara (common lizard), 14114 nucleotides. RefSeq names its product cut like homeobox 1 (gene CUX1). The record is from RefSeq and is a predicted model, not a curated record. Gene Ontology annotation, biological process: regulation of transcription by RNA polymerase II; intra-Golgi vesicle-mediated transport. Gene Ontology annotation, cellular component: Golgi membrane; nucleus. Gene Ontology annotation, molecular function: RNA polymerase II transcription regulatory region sequence-specific DNA binding; DNA-binding transcription factor activity, RNA polymerase II-specific. Lineage: Eukaryota; Metazoa; Chordata; Lepidosauria; Squamata; Lacertidae.